Paramisgurnus dabryanus is the source of this 3193-nucleotide messenger RNA. It is a transcript of the gene gucy1a2, whose product is annotated as guanylate cyclase 1, soluble, alpha 2. Gene Ontology annotation, biological process: response to oxygen levels; cGMP biosynthetic process. Lineage: Eukaryota; Metazoa; Chordata; Actinopteri; Cypriniformes; Cobitidae. Gene Ontology annotation, molecular function: guanylate cyclase activity; heme binding. The record is from RefSeq and is a predicted model, not a curated record. Gene Ontology annotation, cellular component: guanylate cyclase complex, soluble.
GUGUUAUCUGAUUGGUUCUCUUAGUUCUGCGCGCCCUUGAUGUUGAAAUAUUUCUCAUCUUUACGCGCAUCUGGGCGCGCGUCUCCGUGAGUGACAGACGCACUGAGAACGGCACGACUGACGGACAGACAGCAUCGGCGGGGAUCAUGAGCUCUCCGGGUCUUUUCGUCGGUUUACGGAGCAACUGGGUCGCCGAUGUGAACGGGAUUCGGUAAUAAUAACCCAUCGCUCCUCGCACCUACGCAGAAUAAACUGCGUCCCCUGGUCUAAGAAAUCACGCACAUUAGCCGAUCCCGAAAUCUGGCAUUUAUUCCCGGGAAGUGAGAGCGCACGGCGUCCCGGUUCCGCCAUGGUUCGGUGUGACCCGCGCGUCUGAUGAGUCGGUUCGCACCAGCAGCAUGUCCUCGCGGAAGAUCUCCUCCGAAUCCUUCAGCUCAAUGGGCUCGGAUUAUUUGGAGAGCCCGGGUGAGGAUGGAGAGUGUCCGUUCUCGCGCGUCUUCUGGAACGGCAAGAGCCCCGUGGAGACGCUCUCAGGUCCGUUCGAGGACGCGGCCGUCAGCAGGAGGGUCGCGCGGCGUAAGCGCGUCAAUCUGGACUCGCUCGGGGAGAGUUUGAGACGACUCACCUCACCCACGAGUCAGACGAUUCAGUUGGCGAUGCAGAGAACAGCCGAGUAUUACAGACAGAGAGACAUCAGUGGGCAGGAGUUUGUGAGAAGCUUGUCAGAAGAGCAGAAAUGUUUGUUUGAUAACUCGCGCUGUGACGCGCAGUCCGACAUCUCAGGAAUACUGAAGUACACAGCAACUAUUUUAGGUGCGGACUUUGCAGCCGUACGAGUCCGUUUCGGAGAGGAAUUCUUUGGUUUGUGUCUGGAGGAGAACGAGAGGGUUCUGCGAGCUCUCGGAGGGAACCUACAAGAUUUCUUCAACGGUUUCGACGCUCUUCUAGAGCACAUCAGAACCUCCUGUGGUCGAAGAGCUUCAUCAGACGCUCCCUCUUUCCUAUGCAAAGAUGCUCCUCAGGAGAACCAAGAGAGAGAUGAGGAGACGGGUGGAGGACGGACUCUUCUCCUCCACUGUUUCAACCCCGACCCCACCGUUGGCGUGGCCAUGCCGGGGUUGAUCCGAGCCGCCGCUCGGCGUAUCUACCAAUCGGACGUUACGGUCGAGGAAGCUCCUCCCACUUGGCUGCACGCAGUCAAUGAGGACGGAGAGCUUUCGGCAGACUCCACCCCCUCUUCAUCUCCAUCUCCACCCUCUUCUUCAUCUCCCGCUUGUUUGUCCUUCCUCAUCCGAGAGGUCCGGACACGACGCGCGUCUUUAUCCGCCAGGUCCCGACAGCUGUCCCGUUCGCCGCUGGAUUUGCGGAUCGGCCUGAGCACGUUUUGCCGGGCCUUUCCGUUCCACCUGGUGCUGGGACCCAACAUGGACGUUCUACAGGUCGGGGAGGGCCUCAGAAAACAGACCAAGAGUGAUCCACACCGAACUCUUACCUUCAGUAACAGCUUUGAGCUGGUGUCCCCCAGAAUUCCUUGCACCUUUCAGAACAUUCUGCUAAGGCUGUCCACGCCGUUCACCAUUCGUACACGGCCGGACGGGUCGGCCCUUGACAGUAAGGAGAAGGCGAUGGAGCUCAAAGGUCAGAUGCUUCACCUACCUGAAUCCAACUCCAUCAUGUUCCUGGGCUCUCCGCGUGUUGAUAGGCUGGAGGAGCUCAUGGGGCGGGGCUUACAUCUCUCUGACAUCCCCAUUCAUGAUGCAACACGUGAUGUCAUCCUGGUUGGUGAACAGGCCAAAGCUCAGGACGGGCUGAAGAAACGUAUGGACAAGAUCAAAGCCACGCUGGAGAAAACCCAUCAGGCUUUAGAGGAGGAGAAGAGGAGAACAGUUGACCUGCUUUACUCCAUCUUCCCCGGUGAUGUGGCUCAGAGACUGUGGCAGGGGCUUCCUGUUCAAGCCAAGAAGUUUGAUGAUGUCACCAUGUUGUUCUCUGACAUCGUGGGCUUCACGGCUGUGUGUGCGCAGUGCACGCCCAUGCAGGUCAUCAGCAUGCUGAACGAACUCUACACGCGCUUCGACUACCAGUGUGGUAUACUGGACGUCUAUAAGAUUGAAACUAUAGGUGAUGCGUACUGCGUAGCGGGUGGGCUUCACAGGAAGAUUGACAGCCAUGCCAAGCCAAUCGCGCUCAUGGCUCUGAAGAUGAUUGAGCUGUCAGAGGAAGUAAUGACGCCAGAUGGAAAGCCAAUCAAAUUGAGGAUUGGAAUCCACUCGGGUUCAGUGCUUGCCGGCGUCGUGGGUGUGAAGAUGCCUCGAUAUUGUCUGUUUGGAAACAACGUCACGCUGGCCAGCAAGUUUGAGUCGGGCAGUCACCCGCGCUGCAUCAACGUCAGUCCGACAACAUACCAACUCCUGCGUGACGACCGCUCCUUCACCUUCAUUCCUCGCUCCAGACAGGAUCUGCCCGACAACUUUCCUAAAGAAAUCCCUGGAGUCUGCUAUUUCCUGGAGGCGGGGAGAGCCCAGAGCCACGCCUCUCUCACCAGCACUCGCUCCGCCCCUGUCCGGAAAGUGUCCUAUAACAUCGGGACCAUGUUCCUUCGGGAGACUAGCCUCUGAGAUGGCAUCGUCCACUCGCGAUAACAUCACGUCCUGUAGACUAGUGUUGCCUAUGGCAACUAGUUGCCCCGCCUCUCGAACGAACUUUAGUGCCGCUCUGACACAGAAGACGGAGAGGACGGCUCAUGCUUUGGCCCCGCCCCUUUUACGGAGCCAAUUCUGAAGAGACAAUAAAAACAAAUAUAUAUGUAGAUAUAUAUUUAAAAUAAAGCCUUUUGCUCAUUUAAUAUUACUCUAGUGCAGACAUAUAAGUACUACACACAAACACGCGUCUUUAUUUGCAGCAUUGCAGGUUAUAGAAUUUACAUUGCAUAACUUGUGCCUUUACCCUUCGAAUACACAUACAAAUAUACACGCAGCUUCAAAAACACUCAUUUAUAUCUACUAACAUACUCACACAGCCAUUAUUACUGUUAGACAUGUUGUGUGUGUGUGCGUGCGUGAAUGCGGUGAGGUCACAGGACGGUCCGUAAUAACGUCAUUUCCGUCACAUCUGAAUAAAUCGAGAUCAAAUGAACCCAUGAUGUGAUGUCAUGUUAUCAGGAUGCCAAUAAAAUCCAUUCAUGCAAGUUUAA